Pseudoliparis swirei is the source of this 3089-nucleotide messenger RNA. It is a transcript of the gene ubald1a, whose product is annotated as UBA-like domain containing 1a. The transcript is spliced from 2 exons. The coding region runs from base 1027 to 1338 and encodes 103 amino acids. Lineage: Eukaryota; Metazoa; Chordata; Actinopteri; Perciformes; Liparidae. The record is from RefSeq and is a predicted model, not a curated record.
UGUGUGUGUGUGUGUGACCGAGCCCACUUCUCAAGUUACAUCUCGGCGUGUUUUGGGCACGAUUAACUGUCUCAGUUGGUUCCCCAGACGUCUCUCGUUGACUCCACAGCGCUGCAGCUCAGUGCUCCACAGAACAAACCGUGUUUUCCUUUGUUUUCCUUCUGUGUAUUUAGACACGACUGCACACAGGUAAUCACCGCCGAGUCAGACUUGGUCUCUAGCACGGCUUUAUGGUUUUUAUAGUUUUGUUCCCGAGAUGAGACGAUAGUUCAGAUCCGUUUGGAAUAACAGAAAGCAUUUUAAAUAUGUUGUUCACUGAAUAGCAAAAAGAAAGUAAAAUGCUCCACCGGCUCUUUUACAUGUUUCCUACAGUUACUGAGUUUCCUCAAAUGAAAUAUUAACCCUAGUAGCAGGAAGAGCAUUUCUCAUCGUGGCCAACCCGACGUCUGCGUCCGUCACAUGAAGCACAAGAAUACUUUACUCUACCAGACAAAGGAUAUUUAUUUAUAUUAAGCUAGAUAUCGAGCUUCUCUCUGAAAGUCUCGGCACCUCAGUGGGUCUGCUACGAACACGCCAUGAUCUCCAUUAUUUAUUAUUAUUAUUAUUAUUAUUAUUUUACAACACACAAGUCAUGUGCUUUGAUUUGGGCAACACGGCAGAAUACACACAUUAUGUGUGUGUGGCUCGUGUGUUUGGGAGGGUUCCUCUGCUCAUACGUCAGAUCCUCUCUGGACCAGAUCCCCCCCCCUCCGUGUGUUGGUAUGGUCUAAUUCCCUGACUCUGUCCAAGGUCCCUGCAAAGACACACACACACACACACGCAUGCCGACACUUGUGGGAGUGUCCUCUGACUAGAGGCGUGUCGAGGCGGUGGGACGUUGCGAAACCCAAACUUGGUGUUGAGUCCGUUUGCUCCGCCUCGUCUCGCUGCUCUCCCGUUUCAGUCGUUACGCGUGAAGCAAAAGCCCCGACAAUGUAAACCUGUGCGUGUGUGAAGCGUCGGGCGUCUCUACGCCGGCUGCAGGAGAUGUGCACCCCGGCCAACACGCCGGCGACGCCCCCCAACUUCCCCGACGCGCUGACCAUGUUCUCCCGGCUGAAGGCGUCCGAGAGCUUCAACAGCGGCGGCGCCUCCAUGGCCACCUCCCCGCCGCCCCCCCAGGUGGGCUGCUGGGGGGUCUUGCCCAACGUACCCAACGUGCCGCAGCCCCCGCGGGGACUCUGGACUCACGGGCAGCCCCUGGCGCAGCCCUGCCCCGCGUGGCCCACGGGCGUCAGCCCCCACCACGCCGCCGGCACCGAGCAGAAGGCCAGCGUGGCGAUGGAGGCCGAGAGAUGAAGGGGGGGGGGGCACACGGGCACUGAAAAGACCCGGUCCACCCCGAGGAGGGGAGGGGGGGCGGCGGGGGGGCGGGUUGGGAGAUGAUGAUGAUAUAUAGAAAUAUGGGGUUUUGGACGAAUGGAGAUGGAAACUACGUCGACCAAGAAAACUCAACGUGGACGAAUUUCAGAAGUGUGCGUAUCUUUUUUUAUUUAUAUAUUAUAUAUCUAUAUAUAAUAUAUACUUAAAUAAGAUACGCACACGCAUAGUAAUAAGAGAGAGCCUGAAAUCUUUAUUCGCUUUUCCUAAGUAAAUGCAUAGAUAAGAAAAUAUUAUUGAACUAAAACAAACAAAAACACACAAAUUGUCACGCCCAAGGUUUCAAGGAUUCAAGGAUUUAAGGACAUUCAAGGCAGCAAGCUUACUUUUCUGUUUCAGUUUUUAGUUUUUUGUGUGCAUCUUUUCAGCCGGUGUUUUUUGCCGCUGGUGUUCUGUCGGUUCUGUCGGUUCUGCAUGAGGAGAGAGGAACUUGAAACGCAAUGUUGUGAGGUUGACUCACAAAUCAACACUGCACUCGUGUGUGUGUGUGUGUGCGUGUGCGUGCGUGCGUGAGCGGGUGAUCAGUUUGUAAUCAAAAAUGUCUACACAUUUUGGUCCACGCACACACACACACACACACCUUGGCGUUUCUAGAGCCUCCAUACUGUCAUUCCCAUUGUUAACGGCGGGACUUUUUUUCUUACCUCACCUGGUGGUCACCUGACUUCUUUCAGCCAAUCAGGGAUUCUUCUUAAACCAACGGUCGCUCCCACAGGACUCGUUUUUAACGGCUGUUAUUUCUUCUUGGCGGCAGCAGCCGCUCGCCGGUCCUCACAGCGCCGGCUUUUAAACACCUGGACUCGACUUUCCACUCUAUACCUUUUUUUCUUUUUUUUACUAUAUAUAUAUAUAGUUGGGUUAUCGCAAGAAAAAUUUUAAAUCGUGGUUUAUAUUAUAUUGUUUGUAAUGCUUAAUUGUUUUUGUUAAAGGUUAUGGUGGAGCUUUGAAACGGGGGAGGGGCGGGGACUUCAUGUUCUUGUGUUUCUUUGGGGGGGGAGUGAAUCCAACGCAGCUGAAACAGCUACACAUUUAAAAGAAGAAGAAGAAGUCUGAAAACAAAAAGUUGCCACUUUGCAUGAUGUGUUCAUAACAUGUAACUUCUAUUGUAGCAAACAUACAUGAGGUCAAGACAUGUCUAUUGGGGGGUUGGAGGGGGGGGGUCUCCUCAACGCUAAUAGAGAUGCAAACAGUCACUGUGUGUCAUGUAUGAAGAACGUGUGUGUGUGGGGGGGGGGGGGGGGGGGCAGCUGUGGGGACUUUCAGAGAUCUGAUCCCGUACUGCGGAGGAAGGUGACCCCGGUGUUUGGCAAUAUUUUAAAUAACAGUUCCGCCCUUUUAUUUUAUUUUUCAUUUGAUACGAGAAGAGAGCAACAAAAGAUGUUUUUAAAUAGCCGAGGGCCCGAAAUGGGAAUUUAUGGAUAUAAUUAAUCCUUAAUUAGCAACUUCCUUUUUUUAUUUUGUAUUAUUUAGACUAACCUAAUGUUUUGAGUUGGUCCCGUUCCCCGUGCUUCGUACUUUAUUUGGUUAAGCGAGUGUUCCCGGCUCCUCGUGGGUUCUCAUGUUCCCCACGCGUUCGACUGUAUGACACCAUUCCCACAAUAUUUGUGGACUACCUGAUAAUUAACUUAUCAUUUUUUGUGAACCUUAAUAAAUAUUGUAUGUCAACCUAA